Messenger RNA from Macaca mulatta (Rhesus monkey), 3498 nucleotides. Lineage: Eukaryota; Metazoa; Chordata; Mammalia; Primates; Cercopithecidae. The record is from RefSeq and is a predicted model, not a curated record.
CGGCGCGGCCGCGGGCCAGGCGCGGAGGUGCGCGCGGAGCGAGGUGGCCGCAGCGUCUCCGCGCGCGGCCCAAGCCCGUCAGGAGCGCGGAACCGCCGCCUCGGCCAUGCGGCUCCCGGCCCGGGGGCCUGGGCUGGGGCCCGCGCCGCCCCCCGCGCACCGCCCCCGCUGAGCCUGCGCCCGACCCGGGGCGCCUCCGCCCGGCACCAUGGUGCAGAAGUCGCGCAACGGCGGCGUGUACCCCGGCCCGAGCGGGGAGAAGAAGCUGAAGGUGGGCUUCGUGGGGCUGGACCCCGGCGCGCCCGACUCCACCCGGGACGGGGCGCUGCUGAUCGCCGGCUCCGAGGCCCCCAAGCGCGGCAGCAUCCUCAGCAAACCUCGCGCGGGCGGCGCGGGCGCCGGGAAGCCCCCCAAGCGCAACGCCUUCUACCGCAAGCUGCAGAAUUUCCUCUACAACGUGCUGGAGCGGCCGCGCGGCUGGGCGUUCAUCUACCACGCCUACGUGUUCCUCCUGGUGUUCUCCUGCCUCGUGCUGUCUGUGUUUUCCACCAUCAAGGAGUAUGAGAAGAGCUCGGAGGGGGCCCUCUACAUCCUGGAAAUCGUGACUAUCGUGGUGUUUGGCGUGGAGUACUUCGUGCGGAUCUGGGCCGCAGGCUGCUGCUGCCGGUACCGUGGCUGGAGGGGACGGCUCAAGUUUGCCCGGAAGCCGUUCUGUGUGAUUGACAUCAUGGUGCUCAUCGCCUCCAUUGCGGUGCUGGCCGCCGGCUCCCAGGGCAAUGUCUUUGCCACAUCCGCGCUGCGGAGCCUGCGCUUCCUGCAGAUUCUACGGAUGAUCCGCAUGGACCGGCGGGGAGGCACCUGGAAGCUACUGGGCUCUGUGGUCUAUGCCCACAGCAAGGAGCUGGUCACCGCCUGGUACAUCGGCUUCCUCUGUCUCAUCCUGGCCUCGUUCCUGGUGUACUUGGCAGAGAAGGGGGAGAACGACCACUUUGACACCUACGCAGAUGCACUCUGGUGGGGCCUGAUCACGCUGACCACCAUUGGCUACGGGGACAAGUACCCACAGACCUGGAACGGCAGGCUCCUGGCGGCAACCUUCACCCUCAUCGGUGUCUCCUUCUUCGCGCUUCCUGCAGGCAUCUUGGGGUCUGGCUUUGCCCUGAAGGUUCAGGAGCAGCACCGGCAGAAGCACUUUGAGAAGAGGCGGAACCCGGCUGCAGGCUUGAUCCAGUCGGCCUGGAGAUUCUACGCCACCAACCUCUCGCGCACAGACCUGCACUCCACGUGGCAGUACUACGAGCGCACGGUCACCGUGCCCAUGUACAGUUCGCAAACUCAAACCUACGGGGCCUCCAGACUCAUCCCCCCGUUGAAUCAGCUGGAGCUGCUGAGGAACCUCAAGAGUAAAUCUGGACUUGCUUUCAGGAAGGAGCCCCCGCCGGAGCCGUCUCCAAGUAAAGGCAGCCCGUGCAGAGGGCCCCUGUGUGGAUGCUGCCCCGGACGCUCUAGCAGCCAGAAGGUCAGUUUGAAAGAUCGUGUCUUCUCCAGCCCCCGAGGCGUAGCUGCCAAGGGGAAGGGGUCCCCGCAGGCCCAGACUGUGCGGCGGUCGCCCAGCGCCGACCAGAGCCUCGAGGACAGCCCCAGCAAGGUGCCCAAGAGCUGGAGCUUCGGGGACCGCAGCCGGGCGCGCCAGGCUUUCCGCAUCAAGGGCGCCGCGUCACGGCAGAACUCCGAAGAAGCAAGCCUCCCUGGAGAGGACAUUGUGGAUGACAAGAGCUGCCCCUGCGAGUUUGUGACUGAGGACCUGACCCCGGGCCUCAAAGUCAGCAUCAGAGCCGUGUGUGUCAUGCGGUUCCUGGUGUCCAAGCGGAAGUUCAAGGAGAGCCUGCGGCCCUACGACGUGAUGGACGUCAUUGAGCAGUACUCAGCCGGCCACCUGGACAUGCUGUCCCGAAUCAAGAGCCUGCAGUCCAGGAUAGAUAUGAUUGUGGGCCCCCCACCCCCUUCAACUCCCCGGCACAAGAAGUACCCCACCAAAGGACCCACGGCCCCUCCGAGAGAGUCACCCCAGUACUCACCUAGAGUGGACCAGAUUGUGGGGCGGGGCCCAGCGAUCACGGACAAGGACCGCACCAAGGGCCCGGCCGAGGCGGAGCUGCCGGAGGACCCCAGCAUGAUGGGACGGCUUGGGAAGGUGGAGAAGCAGGUCUUGUCCAUGGAGAAGAAGCUGGACUUCCUGGUGAACAUCUACAUGCAGCGGAUGGGCAUCCCCCCGACAGAGACUGAGGCCUACUUUGGGGCCAAAGAGCCGGAGCCGGCACCUCCGUACCAUAGCCCGGAAGACAGCCGGGAGCACGUCGACAGGCACGGCUGCAUCGUCAAGAUUGUGCGCUCCAGCAGCUCCACGGGCCAGAAGAACUUCUCGGCGCCCCCGGCUGCGCCCCCUGUCCAGUGUCCGCCCUCCACCUCCUGGCAGCCACAGAGCCACCCGCGCCAGGGCCACGGCACCUCCCCCGUGGGGGACCCUGGCUCCCUGGUGCGCAUCCCGCCGCCACCUGCCCAUGAGCGGUCACUGUCCGCCUACGGCGGGGGCAACCGCGCCAGCACAGAGUUCCUGAGGCAGGAGGACGCCCCGGGCUGCAGGCCCCCCGAGGGGACUCUGCGGGACAGCGACACGUCCAUCUCCAUCCCGUCCGUGGACCACGAGGAGCUGGAGCGUUCCUUCAGCGGCUUCAGCAUCUCCCAGUCCAAGGAGAACCUGGAUGCUCUCAACAGCUGCUACGCGGCCGUGGCGCCUUGUGCCAAAGUCAGGCCCUACAUCGCGGAGGGAGAGUCAGACACCGACUCCGACCUCUGUACCCCCUGCGGGCCCCCGCCACGCUCGGCCACCGGCGAGGGCCCCUUUGGUGACGUGGGCUGGGCCGGGCCCAGGAAGUGAGGCAGCGCUGGGCCAGUGGACCCGUCCGCGGCCCUCCUCAGCACAGUGCCUCCGAGGUUUUGAGGCAGGAACCCUCUGGGGCCCUUUUGUUACAGUAACUGAGUGUGGCGGGAAGGGUGGGCCCUGGAGGGGCCCAUGUGGGCUGAAGGACGGGGCUCCUGGCAGUGACCUUUUACAGAAGUUAUUUUCCGACAGGGGCUGGAGGGCCAGGCAGGGCCCUGUGGCUCCAGGAGCAGCGUGCAGCAGUAAGGCCGCCCUGUCCACUCUGCUCAGGGCUGUGGCAGACAUCGGCCUGGUGUGAGGAGGGGCGGGAGUGAUGACGGGGUGUGGCUGGCAUGGCGACGGGCGGGGGAUGGUCUCAGGGAGCCAAGCCCAGGGGAGGCACAAGGGGCCUGUUCCAUGAGGACCUGUGGGCCUUGGGGCCUGGUGGGAUUUCUGGGCAGCUGCGGGUGGGUGUGGCCGGCCACUGCGCGUGGCCUCUGCCCUCACACCUGGCCUGCCCGGCGGACUUUCCCGUGCCCCACCUCAGGGGUGCCCAAUUACAGAGCUAUUGAUUGGCA